GACGAGUAGGGUCGGGUUGAUCCACUAAUAAAAAAUUAUAGGUAUAUAUCCAGCAGCAAAAUUCUUGACUGUCAUACAGGCUCCCCACCCUUGCGAGAGAUUCCAAAACUGAUUCCAUUAUUCGGUCAACCACAACAGAAUCCUUCAUGAACUCCGCUGAACUCCAAGACGACAAUGAGUUGUCCCCUAAACUAAGUGACGAGGAGGCCGAUCGCCUCUUAACAACAACAGCUUCAUCGGACGACGAAGAGGCGGCCUUCGAUUCACGAGAAAAAAUUCUGAUUGCUGAUGUGGACUCCUUAGACGUUGACCACGUACCGCCUUUCUCGUGGAAAAAACUGUGGCUGUUUACGGGGCCUGGUUUUUUAAUGAGCAUAGCGUUUCUGGAUCCUGGGAAUUUAGAGGGAGAUCUCCAAUCGGGGGCUAUAGCUGGGUACUCGCUUCUUUGGCUGUUAAUGUGGGCCACGAUCAUGGGUUUGUUGAUACAGUUACUUUCGGCUCGAGUUGGGGUGGCAACCGGCCGGCAUUUGGCGGAGCUGUGUAGAGAUGAGUAUCCGAAUUGGGGCCGCUACGUGUUGUGGUUCAUGGCUGAAGUAGCGUUGAUUGGGGCGGAUAUUCAGGAGGUUAUUGGUAGUGCUAUUGCAAUUCAGAUUUUGAGUAAUGGGGUGUUGCCGCUCUGGGCUGGUGUUUUAAUUACGGCCUCCGAUUGUUUCGUAUUUUUACUUCUAGAGCACUAUGGCGUGAGAAAAUUAGAAGCUGUUUUUGCGGUUCUGAUUGCGACAAUGGCUUUAUCAUUCGCCUAUAUGUUUGGGGACACACAACCCAGUGGGAAGGAACUUUUAUUGGGUAUUUUGGUUCCAAGGCUGAGCUCAAAAACUAUUAGGCAAGCUGUGGGCGUUGUGGGAUGUGUCAUUAUGCCUCAUAAUGUGUUUUUGCAUUCUGCUUUGGUACAAUCAAGGAAUAUUGACCCCAACAAGAAAGGCCGUGUUCAGGAAGCACUAAACUAUUACUCAAUUGAGUCAUCCCUUGCCCUCUUAAUUUCCUUCAUGAUCAACUUAUUUGGAACAACUGUUUUUGCGAAGGGAUUUUAUGGUACUGAGCAAGCUGACAGAGUAGGAUUAGUAAAUGCUGGACAAUAUCUUCAGGAGAAGUAUGGAGGAGGAUAUCUGCCAAUUCUUUACAUCUGGGGUAUUGGGUUAUUGGCAGCUGGACAAAGUAGUACAAUAACUGGAACUUAUGCUGGUCAGUUUAUCAUGGGAGGUUUUCUCAACAUUCGUUUAAAGAAAUGGCUGAGGGCACUAAUUACAAGGAGCUGUGCAAUUGUGCCGACUAUAAUUGUAGCUCUCAUAUUUAACACUUCUGAGUCUUCAUUGGAUAUUCUAAAUGAAUGGCUAAAUGUGCUUCAGUCUAUGCAAAUUCCUUUCGCACUUAUCCCUCUUCUCACCUUGGUGUCCAAGGAGCAGAUAAUGGGAGUCUUCAAGAUUGGGCCUUUUUUGAAGAGACUUGCGUGGACUGUGGCUGCUCUGGUGAUAGUCAUUAAUGGUUAUUUGUUGCUGGAUUUCUUUUUAUCUGAAGUUAAGGGACUCUUGUUUGGAUUUCUUGUCUGUGCUGCAACUGUUGGUUAUAUAGCAUUCAUCAUUUAUCUAGUCACUCGUAGUGGUGACCUUUCUUCAAAAUGGCUAAGUUUAGAAAUGUCGAAGAGAUUCACAUAUCCUGGAAAUUGAGUCUAACAGGAACAAUGAAAUUGCAGAAACUUGCUGCUGUUGAUUAAAGCCAGCCAUAUACAGCAUGAAGAUUGUCUAUCCACUGUUUCAAAAGCUAAGCAAUGCAUUUUAGCUUAGCUUGAUUACCGCUAACCUACAGCAUACCGAAAAUGAGUAUACAGAUUCAAAGACGUUCAAAGCAGUCAGCUUUUACUGCACCAUUUUGACAGUGCCGCGGUGGAGCUACAAGAAGUCAUGUUUGUCCAUUAAUGGCGGGAGGAUGAACAAAGCUUCUUGACAACCUUCAACUUAAAAGUAAAUUUUGUGUUGAGUUGUUCAUUGAUUGAGUAGCUUUGUACACAAGUUACAUAGACAAACUGGCUUUUCCAGUUACCCAGAACCGUUCAAUGAAAAAAGAAUUUUGGCAGGCUGCCAUUGUAAGUACUCA
This is a messenger RNA of Mangifera indica (mango), 2151 nucleotides long. RefSeq names its product metal transporter Nramp2-like. The transcript is spliced from 4 exons. Lineage: Eukaryota; Viridiplantae; Streptophyta; Magnoliopsida; Sapindales; Anacardiaceae. Gene Ontology annotation, cellular component: membrane. Gene Ontology annotation, biological process: metal ion transport. Gene Ontology annotation, molecular function: cadmium ion transmembrane transporter activity; manganese ion transmembrane transporter activity. The record is from RefSeq and is a predicted model, not a curated record. The coding region runs from base 147 to 1724 and encodes 525 amino acids.